Ectocarpus sp. CCAP 1310/34 is the source of this 2431-nucleotide messenger RNA. The record is from the annotation of a GenBank genome assembly. Lineage: Eukaryota; Phaeophyceae; Ectocarpales; Ectocarpaceae.
CCUCAACGCCCACAGCAGUUCAUUGUCCCGCACCAAAUGCCGGGCCGUAAGAAAGGCCGACAGAAAGGAGCUGCCGGUAGCAAGGCUCAAAGCGCAAGAAGGUGGAAUGAUGCCAUGAGAGAUGCGAGGGAAGACCUCGCUUGGGAUCGACGGCAGAACCUUGGGCGGGGCGGAGAUUCCGCCCCCCCCCGGCUGAGUGCAAUCGGGUUCCAGUCCUUGGCGACACCCCUGCGUCAACGAGUGCGUGCGGAUGAGAUUGAUGCGGCAGCCCCGCCAGCGGUUCGUUCGGAGAACCUGGCUGGCAAGGUUGUAGCGGGGCCGAGCAACUAUUUUUCGGUCGACUGGACCGAGACCCGGCCGCGUAAGACGUGCACGUUACUCUCCCUUUGCAUCAGACAGAUCGGGCGAGAUUUUCUUGCGUACCGUGCCGACGACGACGCGGUCGCGGAAGCGUUUCUCCUUCUGCCUUCGCCUUGCCUCUCCCGCCUGUCCCGCUCGGCCUCUGCGAGGGGGAACGUAGCCGACCACAACAUUGGGCUUCUGUGCAGCCCUGGGGUUAGCACGUUGUGGUGCCGAGGACGCUUCACGGACAAGGGCGCCGGUGCUCUUUUGCCAGCGUUGAAUGCGGGCGAUACGCCCAACGGAGGGUCUCACGCAGCCGACCUCGCCGAGGUGUACCGAGACGACACGGUGGCGGAUUGCUUAGCGGGCAACGCAGUAGAUGCGACGAUGGACACCAAGAGCAGGGUAGCGAGCAGUGACGACGGGCUUGUUGCGUCGACACAGUCGGCCGCCUACCACCCAGCUGGUGGCGAGGCCGUGGUCGAGGGAGCGGAAGAGGAAUGGGAGACUGCGUGCGAUCGCAUAGAGGCCUCUCUUCGCGGGGGCGUCUCGCUCACGUCCUUGGAUUUAAGCAGCCCCCGUGUCACUGCCGGCUUUGUGAAGAGGCUGACGGCCCGGAUACCUUCUUUGCGAAGACUCGGCCUCCGCGGAUCUUUCGGCGUGGUCGGAGGUCCAGACUUUGUUUGCGAUCACGUGCCCCGUCUCUGCGCCUUGCGAGAACUCGACGUAUCCCACUGCACGUGGUUCUGCGAUCUCACGCUGCGGCGUCUUGCCAAGUCCCUGUCGCUCAGGGCUUCAGCGGCGGCGGGAGACCCCGAAAAUCAAGGACCACACGUGGGGGGCGUCACAUCUCUGCAGGAUCUCGACGAGGCAGAGACGCGCGGCUGGGGUGCUGCUCUCGCACCAUCGACGAAUAACCUUGUAUUCGCUGGACAUGCAGGGUCGGGACCGUCGGGGUCGGACGCGGAUCUGGUGUCCGGAGCCAGUCGAGAGAGUGGCGAAAAGGAACCAUCGAGCCUUGGGCGGUCUCUGCACCGCUUCCGCACGUUCACGGUUGUGUGCGCACGAACCGCGGUGACCGAGAAAGGUGCAAAGGCGGCGGAAUCGAUGUCUCCUGGGUUGAUGGUUGUUCUGGUAUCAGACAACCCGGCCGCCGCCGGCGGUACGCUGAGUUUGGCGUCUUCGUGAGCAGUAGCAAGAGUUACUGUUAAAUGUGGUACGCUUUGUAAAUGCCUGCAGUGGGAGGCAACGUGCUGACCAACAGCGGUCUGGGGCACUCUUAGAUUGGCGACACUGCCUUCUCUACUGCAACCCCCUUUGAGAACUCCACCAUGGGAUGCCUUUUUUCUUGUUUUGUAAAAAGAACACUCUUGAUUGUUCUCAAGAAGGCAUAUGGACCAUCGCUGCACACAAGGAAAGUACCCGCAGGGGCGAUAAAUGCCCCGUGGCGUUGCUCUCUUGUUCGUGUAGGCGACACCCCCACAAAUCACGCACACACGUUGUCACGCAGACCUCUCGUGCUGUGUCCGUUGCGUGCGAUCUUGUAUAGUUUUUUGAUGUCCAAUCGUUUUUUCUCGCCGUGUUGGUGUGUCGAAAACGCAGUGCGUUUUAUUCUUGUGCUUUCUGGAUAUGGCCAAGUAAGACUGCGGCGUACAGAUUUGUAACAUUUCUUUUUUUCUCCUUGGCUAGGCGCUUCAGUCGACAACAUGUCAGCUGUGUGAGCUUUUCGAGCUUGGGAGAGUCACUGAUGGUAGCUGAUUCUCACCAAAACAUCCUACUGUCAUCUUUGUAUCACGCCUUGAUGACACUCCUGCCAUAAUGCUCUGGUAAGCCCACUCCGGAGGCGGGCCUCGUAGCAGAUAGGAAAACAACACGGCUCAUGUGACCAAUGGGCAAAAGAGCAAGCACUGUUAAUCUUUGUGAGUUUUGCCGUACCAUACAGCAUUUAGUCUUUGUGCACGGGUGUAGCUCUUAUGUUUGUCGGCAGGAGUACCGGGUGCUCGAUUCUAUGACAGCAGUGUUGAUGGAAAAUCUCAUAUUGGCAAGCAUCGACUUCGAAGCGUCGACAUCGUUGUCGGAAUGAACCCUU